AUGAAGCUCAACUCUGUUGCUCUCACCCUGGCCACCGCGGGCUCCCUCGUGGCCGCCCAGGGCCACAAGGGCCACGCCCACCGUCACCACCAGAAGCGUGAUGUUCUGACCACCGUCGACGACACCGUCAUCAAGUACGUGAUGGAUGGACAGUCCCUCUCCGCCGCCGAGGUGUGCAAGGGUAUCAAGGCCGGUUACUACAAGUACGCCGACGCUGCUCCGGCCGUCGACGCCUGCGCCAGCCUGUCCAGCACCACCUCCUCGACCACUACCCAGGCCCCCACGCCUACCGUGGCUCCCGCCGAGUUCGUCGAGACCUCGUCCUCCUCCACCGUGGCCCCUCCCAGCACCUCGUCCUCCAGCACCCCGGCCUCCACCUCGGCGCCGGCUAGCUCUUCCAGCAGCUCCAGCAGCUCUUCCUCCGCCACCGGCCUCGACGCCUCCUUCCCCGAUGGCGAAAUCGACUGCGGUACCUUCCCCUCCGACUACGGUGCCGUAGCUCUGGACUACCUGGGCCUCGGCGGCUGGUCUGGUAUCCAGUACGUCUCCUGGUUGGACGACCUGAUCAGCGACAUCGUCACCGCCGUCACCGGCGAGAGCUGUCACGAUGGUGCCAUGUGCUCCUAUGCUUGCCCUCCUGGCUACCAGAAGUCCCAGUGGCCUACCACUCAGGGCUCCACUGGCCAGUCCGUUGGAGGUCUCCAGUGCAAGAACGGCAAGCUCUACAAGACCAACCCCGACCUCUCUGACAAGCUGUGCAUUGCGGGUGUCGGUGGCGUGAACGCUCAGAACAACGUUGGCGAGACGAUUGCCAUCUGCCGUACUGACUACCCUGGUACCGAAUCCGAGACCAUCCCUCUUGGCCUGGGCCACUCUGAGCUCCAGCCCCUGACCUGCCCUGACGGUGAGACCUACUACAAGUGGCAGGGCAAGACCACUUCCGCUCAGUACUACGUCAACCCCAAGGGUGUCUCGACCGAGAAGGGUUGCCAGUGGGGUGAUGGCAGCGAGGCCAUCGGCAACUGGGCUCCCAUCAACCUUGGUGUUGGCCAGAACAACGGCAAGUGGCUGUCCAUCUUCCAGAACAGCCCGACCACCAACCAGAAGCUCGACUACAGCGUCGAGAUCAAGGGUGACAACCUCAGCGGAUCCUGCAAGUACGACGCCACCAAGCAGAAGUUCAUCUCGGAGUCUGGCGAGAACGACUCUGGCUGCACUGUCCAAGUCCUGUCUGGCAGCGCUACCUACGUCUUCUACUGA
Messenger RNA from Aspergillus terreus NIH2624, 1260 nucleotides. RefSeq names its product SUN family protein UTH1 (gene sun1). Gene Ontology annotation, biological process: fungal-type cell wall organization. Gene Ontology annotation, cellular component: cell surface; fungal-type cell wall. The transcript is spliced from 3 exons. NCBI's taxonomy places the organism in Eukaryota, Fungi, Ascomycota, Eurotiomycetes, Eurotiales, Aspergillaceae. The record is from RefSeq and is a predicted model, not a curated record. Bases 1 to 1260 code for a protein of 419 amino acids.